Messenger RNA from Colletotrichum higginsianum IMI 349063, 1488 nucleotides. RefSeq names its product Duf895 domain membrane protein. The coding region runs from base 1 to 1488 and encodes 495 amino acids. The transcript has 3 exons. NCBI's taxonomy places the organism in Eukaryota, Fungi, Ascomycota, Sordariomycetes, Glomerellales, Glomerellaceae. Gene Ontology annotation, molecular function: transmembrane transporter activity. Gene Ontology annotation, biological process: transmembrane transport. The record is from RefSeq and is a predicted model, not a curated record.
AUGCCAACCCAAGAGUGUCUGUCCGCAGCCAUGUCCCUGCCAACUGACCCAGCCGACCGGCACCCGGAGGACCCGGAGUCCACUCCGGUACCCGGCGCAUUAUCUUUCGACCAGAGCCCGAGUCUCGUUCCGAAAGCCAGGUCGUUUUUUCGAUCCGUGCCCUUUCAGAUCCUCGUUGCCUGCGGUGUGUCGUUCACAGCCCCUGGCAUGUGGGAUGCAUUAGGCGGACUUGGUGCCGGCGGCGCAGCUGAGCCAUACGCAGUAAGCGCAGCAAACGCUCUCGUGUAUGGAUUAUUCGCGGUUGUUUGCGUUGCGGCAGGCGCCAUCAACAACCGCAUCGGCCUGCCGUACGGACUGGCCCUAGGGGCCAUUGGAUAUCCGCUGUAUGGUGCUGGGUUAUACACCAACAAUGUCAGUGCCAACACGUGGUUUAUGCUGUUCGGUAGUGCCCUCUGCGGCAUCUCUGCGGGGUUCUUCUGGGCAGCUGAGGCAGCCAUCAUCAUUGGGUAUCCUUCUCCUGGGGAUCGCGCCUUCUACCUGGCCAUCUGGCAGACAGCGAAAGCGGCAGGGCCAAUCGUAGGCGGUGCCAUCAACCUGGGCCUAAACGCCAACAGAAAAACCGUGGGCUCCGUUUCAUCGUCGACCUACAUUGUCUUUAUCGUCAUCAUGUGCCUUGGCCUUCCCAUUGCUCUGUGCCUGUCACCCGCGCGGAAAGUCUGGCGCAAGGACGGCACUAAAAUCAACACGCCCAUGGAGUCGAGCUGGGGAGGAGAAUUCAAGGCUGUGGGGAAACUUUUCACCAGCCGGAGAAUCUUGCUUUUGCUGCCGGCCUUCUUCAUCAGCUAUUUCUACAACGGCUUCAUGAGCACUUGGCUGGCGACCUACUUCACUGUCCGUUCUCGCGCCUUCUCAAGCUUUUUUACCAACUUUGCCGGCAUAUUCAGCUCUUUUCUCAUCGCAGCGUUGCUGGACAACCAAAAGGUCUACAUCAAGACCCGUGGCCGGAUCGCCUUUCUCUCCAUCGUCGCCUUACUCGUUGGGACUUGGAUCUGGGCCACCAUCUUGCAGAAGCAGAUCUAUGAUGCCGCCGAACUACCCGUCUACGAUUGGUUUCAAGGAGGAUUUGGUAAAAGCUAUGCUCUCGUCUUCUUCUGGCAGUUUGGCGGACAGGCCUUUCAGCAGUUCUUGUACUGGCUGGUUGGCCAGUACGCAACUGACCUUUCUGAUCUAAGCCGUCACACCGGCAUCUUGAGAGGCACCGAGGCUCUAGGGCAAACGGUUGCCUGGGCUAUGCAAUCUGAGGGCAACGCCAACCACUUCGUGAGCAUUGGUCUCAACUUUGGUAUCACAGUCCUUUGCCUUUUUCCCACAUGGAUUAUUCUCUCCGAGCUUGAGGGGAGUCAUGAGGGCACGGAAGAUGGAGCAGAUGGUCACCAAAGUGAUUCUGUCGAGGGAACUGACCCGAAAAUGGUGACUGUUAUGCCGUAG